Molecule: messenger RNA, 2637 nt
Organism: Exophiala oligosperma
Lineage: Eukaryota; Fungi; Ascomycota; Eurotiomycetes; Chaetothyriales; Herpotrichiellaceae
Exons: 5
Coding region: 40-2445 (801 amino acids)
Biological process (GO): DNA-templated transcription; regulation of DNA-templated transcription
Molecular function (GO): DNA-binding transcription factor activity, RNA polymerase II-specific; zinc ion binding; DNA binding
Source: RefSeq, a predicted model, not a curated record
CCUGCUUUUCAUUGUCGCAAGAGACCUUCACCCAUCAACAUGCCUCCAGAAGUCGAACCGAAACCAAAGUCCAAACAUCGUAAAUCUACGUGUGCAGGUUGUCGUAGGAGAAAGUCCAAAUGCGACGGGAAAACACCAAAAUGCACAACGUGUAUAGCCUACAAGGACGACUGUCACUAUGACAAGCCACCGUCACUUGCAUACGUGAGAUCUCUCGAAGAGGAAAUUCAAGAAUUAAAAACACAACUCCGACAAGCCAAAACACAAGUCUGGCUAUCAAAGGCCAGUGCUCAGGACGAGAAGAAGGCAGUUGUUGGCGCUUCCCCAGUGAGCGAAACUGCAGGCUCGCAAAAUUCAAGUAAUUUUGCCUAUCGCAAUCGACAAGUGAAGUGGGAAGCAGACAUCAGUAUAGAUGACUCUGGCAGUAUUGCCUUUCAUAAUUCGACGUCUCCCAUCUAUCAGCCACCCUCCACGCAAAGCAACCGUUCACCCAUACCGCCAUCACACCCACAAGUCACCGGAAAUCCUCAAGAGGACCAACGUGUAAGACGAGAUCUUAUUUUGAACGCCAAUCACCAAAGGCAGAUUGAACCAUUUGCCAUCGCCAAUGGCGCUGCGAAAGCCAAUGUGCCCAAGGAAAUCUCCCAGGAGAUUCUUAAAUACCACUGGUGCUGGCAACAUCCGCUAUUUUUGAUUGUGUACAGACCAGCGUUUACGAGGGGUAUGGCCAUGGUUGACUUGAACACGCCCGAAGCCCAAGACCCACCGUAUUUUUCAGAAACCCUGUUGAAGGUGAUUCACGCACAUUGUGCUAGGUUUCUCAAUCAUGACAUUUACCAAGACCAGUAUCAUGACGUGUUGAGCCGACAGAAUUCGAUUGGGAGCUCAAUGAGUGCGUCAAGUUUCAUGCAAAGGAUGACGGAUGAAGCUCGUUUCGGCUUGGGUAUGGACAUACUGAAGAAGCCAACUAUUGCAACCAUACAAGCGCUUCUACAACAGUCGGCUCGUGAAGUCAUGUUUGGAAACAACUCGCAAUCGUGGACGUUCGCGGGCAUCGCGUUCCGAAUGGCUCUUGAUAUGGGUAUCCAUUUGCCCAGCGACCGACUGCAAUCUUUUGUGAAAAGCUUGACCGCCGAAGACAUCGAGGUCCGCAAGCGACUUUUCUGGAGCUGCUACACUUGGGACAAGAUCCUGUCCCUUUACCUUGGUAGAAUGCCUGGAUUCACGCCCAACACGGAAGAAGUGCCUGUGAAUUUCAUGGACGACUACAGCGACAACGACCUUUGGGCGCCGUAUUAUGGUGAAACCCCUCGGCCGGACGUUCCCAAUGCGCCCAACUACCAACCAUGUCCUGGAUACGUCGUGUCGUGUUUCCGGCAACUGUGCAAGCUCUGUGUCAUACUCAACGACGUAAUGCACAAUAUCUAUUCACCCGAAGCAGCCGCCCGGCGUGACAUGGAGGACGAAGAGCGCUCGACCGAAGCCAAAGCGGCAAACGAAGCAGUUUUCGUUCGGAUAUCGCGAGAUCUGCGUGACUGGUUGAUCUCUCUGCCUUCCCACCUGAGAAUCAACCCCGAUCAGAUGCCGUCCCUGGCACCGCCAGUCCAUAUCAUGUCACUCAAUCUGCUCUACCAUACGACAGUCAUCCUACUGCAUCGGCCUGUCAUACUCGGGGCGCGAGACGUCAACGCGCCCGGUUCUACGCGAUCCUACCAGAUCUGCAUACAAGCCACGGCCGCCAUCCACGACUUGAUCAUGUUGCAAGCAAACACGUUUGGGUUGUCGCACGUGUCGUAUCUCAACGCGUACAGCGCGUACAUUGCGGCCACGAUCGCCGUGUUACGGUUCGAGCGAGAAUGUCAACCUGGAGAGGACCAGGCGACGGCCGCACAAAGAAACGGGCUGGGUUUCCUGUUGGACGUGCUGCAAAAGACGGCCAACGCCAUGCCGGCCCUGGAGAGAAGCAACGCCAUCAUCAGGAAACGCAUGAAGGCCGUGCUGGAUCGACAAAAGGUGGCGAGGACCAACUACUCCAACGGCUCGACGCCUCCCAAGUUCACCAUCCCGACGCCGACGAGUCACCAGAUGGACCUGGCGCAACCGACGGCUUUCCAGGCCUUGUCCAACCCGGCCCUGGCGCACACGACGUUUUCCACCCCGGACGCCGCGAGUUCGUUCAUCGCCCCCAUGCCCUGGCAGUCCGGGAUCAGAAGUAGCAUCUACUCUGAGCAGCAAACCCAGGGGUUGGACGAUUUCUUGCCUGCGUUCCCGGGUCAGCAAUUCCCCGUCGGGUCCGAGCACAGCUUUGGAAGCAACGAAGUCGACUCUCAUGCCCGGACGGCCUUGUUGGGCUACAAUCUCGACCCGCAUCCUCGACUCAACUCGGGCGAUAUCGAUUGGACUUUUGUGGAUAAUUUUGAAAAUCACCACCAAGGUCGUCUCUAAGUUUUGGGGUUCUCUUUCUUUUCCUCCUUUAGCGAUGGUUUUAUUCCCUCCAAACAUCAGCAAGAAGUUUUUGACGAUCGUUUUUUGAGAUGACGAAAAGAAAGGGAAAUGCACAAGCAACAGCCAAAAAAGCAUCGGGAAUUUGUUCAUGUCAUUUUUCACGUCGGCAACAUACAGGAAAGGGGAUGGAAA